CGUUCGCCUAGCGGAGCGCGCCACUAGCUCGCGCGGAGAGGGAGGAGAGAGCAGCAAGUUCCGGAGCCUUCCCAAAUCCGGCCCAAUCUUUGCUUCAGUGAUCAUGGCUGCCGAGGAUGUGGUGGCGACGGGCGCCGACCCAAGCGAGUUGGAGGGCGGGCUACUGAACGAGAUUUUCACGUCGCCGCUCAACCUGCUGCUUCUUGGCCUCUGCAUCUUCCUGCUCUACAAGAUCGUGCGCGGAGAUCAGCCAGCGGCCAGCAGCGACAGCGACGACGAUGAGCCGCCCCCACUGCCCCGCCUUAAGCGGCGCGACUUCACCCCUGCUGAGCUGCGGCGCUUCGACGGCAUCCAGGACCCGCGCAUACUCAUGGCCAUCAACGGCAAGGUGUUCGACGUGACCAAAGGCCGCAAGUUCUACGGGCCCGAGGGGCCAUAUGGGGUCUUUGCCGGAAGAGAUGCAUCCAGGGGCCUCGCCACAUUUUGCCUGGAUAAGGAAGCUCUGAAGGACGAGUAUGAUGACCUCUCUGACCUCACUCUUGCCCAGCAGGAGACCCUGAAUGACUGGGACUCUCAGUUCACUUUCAAGUAUCAUCAUGUGGGCAAACUGCUAAAGGAGGGGGAGGAGCCUACUGUGUACUCCGAUGACGAAGAACCAAAAGAUGAGAAUACUCGGAAAAAUGAUUAAAGCAUUCAGUGGAAGCAUAUCUAUUUUUGUAUUUUGCAGAACCAUUUGUAACAUUCCAGUCUGUCUUAAAAUGUGGUGAUUUCAAUAUUUAGAAAAGUUUUGAACUUGCUGUAAAUUUUUUUUAAUUAACAUCACUAGUACACUGAUAAAAUUAACUUAGACUGCAUGAUAAUUGUGUGUCAUAAAUCCAGAAAGUGAGCUACAGUGCUGUAAUACAAACGUGAGUACUGUUUUCCUUCUCUAUGUAGUUACAGGCUGAAUUUAAAUUUGUUUUUCCUUAAAGACAGGUUAAGACUUGGGUACUUGUCCCAAACAGGUAGAAAUGUAAAAUUUGCAAAGUCCUGCAAGCACCAAGAACAAAGGAUCAACUUUUAGUCAUGGUUAUUCUUAAUUGAAUUAAAGCAAAUCUGCUGUGUCCCAGAGGCUUUGAUGUUCAUUAAAUAGAGCUGUCCAGGAAGAAAAUGGAAAUCUCAAAUCUCGGUUUAGUUGUUUCUAGAUGGCAUUGUUCUUCUUCAGACACUUGGACACCCUCACUAACAGUUCUUUACAGUGAGGAUUAGGACACGAUUUGAACAUUCAAAAGAAGCUUUGGGAAAAAUCAGCUGGCCUGCCUAAAAACCCAAGUACAUGAAGACCAUAGGACUAUCUUCCCAAAAUCCAUGUUCAUGCUGGGGCAAUGGUUAGUUUAUGGGAUUUGACAUGAGGGGCAUAUAGAACAGGUGUUUGCUCCCCUAAGAGCCUGUACCCACUCCUGAAUAAUGAGGAAACAAUACACAUCACUAGCCAAGUGGUUUUUGAAGUAAAGUAUAUUCAUAAGGUAACAGUUAACUCGUGUUGCAAAACUAGAGCCACUGCAAGAGUAGUAGUCAAGUGUCUAGGUCCUUGAUACUGGUCUUAUUAACAAUAAACUUAGCUUAAGUAGACUGUAAAGUUGUAUGAAUUUGUAAGUGUUGUGUGAACAACUAGUGAGGUUUCAAACUUGUUAAAUAGUCUUUUCCUUGUAUUUUCUUGUGAACCAUGUUUAAUGGUUUUACCUCAAAUCAAAACAAAAUGAAGUGCUUUGGUCAGUUAAUAAAAUGGUUUUACCCAA
Messenger RNA from Artibeus jamaicensis (Jamaican fruit-eating bat), 1778 nucleotides. It is a transcript of the gene PGRMC1, whose product is annotated as progesterone receptor membrane component 1. Gene Ontology annotation, cellular component: endomembrane system; membrane. The coding region runs from base 104 to 688 and encodes 194 amino acids. The record is from RefSeq and is a predicted model, not a curated record. Lineage: Eukaryota; Metazoa; Chordata; Mammalia; Chiroptera; Phyllostomidae. The transcript has 3 exons.